CUGCGCCCCAACCAACCAACUGCUGCUGCUGCGGCUGCCGCCGCCGCCGUCCCUCCUCCCCGCGCGUUGCUGCUGCAGCUCCAGCCGUCAGCCGAGGGCAGCUUUCAGAGCGGCGCGUGCAGGAGCGGCAGCGCGAGCCGAGCACCGAGCGCGAGCGAGCGAGCGAGCGAGACAGACCCACGUCUUGGCGGAACCCAGACAUUCUUCUGCUACGCCUACAAAGAUUUCCAUGAAAUUACAAAGUCAAGGAUUCUGAAGUUCUGGAAGCAGUAAGCAUUCUCACAGUGUGGCAUUGUCGGCCACUUAACCUUGAGAAGGAAAGUGACAUUCAAGUUCUCCUUCUUCCAAAAUUGUCUUUUUCAGAAGGAAUUGGUGGUGCUGUUUGUGCAUUUGUAAGUGGCACGGGAGCCAAUAAUGUGACAUAGGUAACACAAAAGCAUUUGCUGGAGAAGAACAAUUCAGACUUGUCUAAUUUUUUAAUCUGCCCUUUUCUUUUUAUUUUUAACCAAGUUUUAUCCUCUCAAAACACUGCCAAAAGAUGCCAGCCAAGACACCUAUCUACCUGAAAGCUGACAACAAUAAGAAAGGGAAGAAAUUCAAGCUGAGGGACAUUUUGUCUCCUGACAUGAUCAGCCCACCUCUUGGCGAUUUUCGCCAUACAAUUCAUAUUGGCAAAGAAGGGCAACAUGAUGUCUUUGGCGACAUCUCCUUUCUGCAAGGAAAUUAUGAGCUCUUACCUGGGAACGACGGUGAAACAGCUAGCCAGUGUGAAGGCCACAGCCAGUUCCUAAGAGCAAACAGCACCUCUGACUCUGUGUUUACUGAAACGCCUUCUCCGGUGCUCAAAAAUGCCAUAUCACUUCCUGCCAUCGGUGGUUCUCAAGCCCUCACACUGCCCUUGUUGUCACCGGUGACAUUUAAUUCAAAGCAGGACUCUUUGGGGCCAUUAAGGAAUCCCAGGCAUAGCUGUGAACCUGUAAUGGAAGAAAAGUUGCAGGAGAAGAGCAAACACUUGGAGAAUGGGAAAAUAUACAAAGAUGACAUCACAUGGGAGCGGAAUGUCCCAACUUCGCAUUAUACUAAUGGAAGAGACAGUCAUUCAUCCAGCCUUUCGGAACAAUACACUGAAUGGCAAACAGAGGAGUUAUUUGACAACGGCCAUCUUUCAUGUGAUCUAUCCAAGACUCAGCCGAAAUCAGAAGACGCCCUUUCAGAUUUGGCAGAGCCUCUCUUUUCUUUGCAACUUGACCUUGGGCCCUCACUUUUGGAUGAAGUACUCAGUGUAAUGGACAAAAACAAAUUAUAGAAUCAGUUUCUCUUUUCAUUUCACUUAUUCAUAUAAACACAACUGAAAUGUGUGGGCACCAUCCAUCCAAAGUUAAGCAAUCAACACUGCAAUUCUAUGCACACUAUUUUGGAAAUACGUCUUGUUGAACUCAAUGUGCCUUACUUCUUAGGAAAGCAUUGGGUGGACAUCCAUUGAUUUCAAUGGGAAAGUUAUGCAUGGAUUUAAAUCAGAUCCAAUAAAAAUGAAUAGGAUUUAAACAUGCUUAUGUUUGGAUGGAUAGUGCCUUAUUGUGUGUGUAUAUACAAAAUCAACUCUCUUCGCAGUUGACAAGUUUUCUAAGAACAAAUGACUUUAAACUAUUUUUUUACAUAAUUUCCAUGGUUUUUUAACAUGCCAAAUGUCUCAUAAUGAGGACAUAUUUUAACAACACAAUUUUCAGCUGAAUUAAAAUGUUUUCUAGAACCAAGAGAUUUUGUCAAUAUAAUAUUUAGGUGAAAUCUGCAAGUUAGGAUCAUUAACUCAAUUCAUUUUCAGAAACCCUUUGGUUCUCAAGGGUCCCAUGUGUGCCAGACAGAAGAUUUAUGAAGUGAAGGUGAAAUGUUAAUUAGUUCAACAUUACUUAAUAUGUAACUCCUCUCCUUUCCAGAAUGAUAAGGGUUUUUCUUUUAUUAGCAAUGUUUUUUUUUCAUUCUGGCUGCACUGUUAUUGUUGAAUGUUAAUGCAUAGCUCUGUGCUCAAGUGGGAAUGGUUUUUUCUGUUUAAGUAUUAUGGAAAAUAUAUGUAGCCAAUACAAACUGGUGCAAUUGAACUUAAUGGAGCUUCCUGUGUGAGCUCUUACUCCAACAUCUCUUCAAUCUUAGACAAUCCAAUCUAAAAGAGAUUAAAAGACAAAACUGCAGGAGCCAUUACAUUAUUUUAUGAGCUGAGAUCUAUUUUUGGACAUUAAAAUAGUUCUGUACCCACACAUGCACACACACAAAGAUUGCACCAGAGAGACUUUGCUUAACAUUUGCUUGGAGAGCCUUUGUAUAAACUGUAUAUUUGUGUGUGUUUUCGAAAAUACGUAUUUGAUUCUUUAGCUUUGUUCCUUCAGUUAUUGACUUUGACACACAAAUGUUUAAACUUUUGCAAUAGGUCAUCUUACGGUUUAGAGGACAGCACUGGUUACCCACAAAGCUCUAAUGGUGCUGAAGCAAAUGAUACUCCAGGGAAUAUAGAGAUACUAUAUCCCUGCAUUGCGUAGAUACUUUGUGCAAUACCGUAAAGAAUAAAUGUGGAUAAAUAAAUAAAUCCUAUUUA
Molecule: messenger RNA, 2587 nt
Organism: Varanus komodoensis (Komodo dragon)
Lineage: Eukaryota; Metazoa; Chordata; Lepidosauria; Squamata; Varanidae
Gene: CDC42EP3
Product: CDC42 effector protein 3
Exons: 3
Coding region: 539-1306 (255 amino acids)
Source: RefSeq, a predicted model, not a curated record